UAGUGGAGGCUGCAGCCCGGCGAGGGGGCUUCUGAAGGGGGCUGUCUUAGGGCGUGUACAGUGGGCCUCGGGCGCUCUGGGAGGGGUGGUCCAGUGGGGGCUGCAGCUGGGGUCCAAAGGACGUACGGGGCUGGGCCGUGUCUCCCAUUUGGCGCCCAGGCGUGCUCCACGAGGGGACCGCGUGACCCGGGGAAGUGACGUGGGCGGGUCAGGGAACUGCGAUCCGAGAUGCGAAAUGUAUGCAUGUGUGGUCCCAAGAGGUGACUCUCCGCUUACAUGAACGCUCGGGCAGCAUCACCUUCAGCCUCCCCAGGGCUGCGUGGGGCCUGGGCAGCAUGGCAACCUCCAGCCAGUCCGUGGAGAAGCCGGUGCCCCUGGAGCCCCAGCCAGAGCCCGGGCCGGAGUCUGGGCCGGGCCGCAAGCAUCCGUCCUGGCAGUGCCUGGUGUUCUUCCUCUGCUUCUACGGCUUCAUGGCGCAGAUGCGGCCCGGGGAGAGCUUCAUCACGCCCUACCUCCUGGGCUACAAGAACUUCACGCAGAAGCAGGUCACCAACGAGAUCACGCCGGUGCUGUCCUACUCCUACCUGGCCGUGCUGGUGCCCGUCUUCCUGCUGACAGACUACCUGCGCUACAAGCCAGUGCUAAUCCUGCAGAGCCUGAGCUACAUCUCCGUGUGGCUGCUGCUGCUGUUCGGCCACUCGGUGCUGCACAUGCAGUUCAUGGAGUUCUUCUUCAGCCUCACCAUGGCUGCGCGCAUCGCCUACUCCUCCUACAUCUUCUCGCUCGUGCACCCCGCCCAGUACCAGCGCAUGGCCGGCUACUCGAGGGCUGCUGUGCUGCUGGGCGUCUUCACCAGCUCCGUGCUGGGUCAGCUGCUUGUCACCGUGGGCAGAGUCUUCUUCACCACGCUCCACUACCUCUCACUGGCCUUCCUCACCUUCACCCUGGUCCUCACGAUCUUGCUGAAGCGCCCCAAACGCAGCCUGUUUUUCAACCACAUUGAGCCUGCACCUGGCGGCGGGGCCUCGCCCUCUGAGCUGGACCAGAUGCACCCGGGCGUGGACGGGCCCUCGGGCAGAAAGCUGGGCGGGAUGCGGCUAGCGGCCUGGACCCUCGUGCGCAUGCUCCGGGAGCUGGGGAACAGCCUGCAGCUGCCACAGCUGCGCCUCUGGUCCCUCUGGUGGAUCUUUAACUCAGCUGGCUACUACCUAAUUGUCUACUACGUGCACAUCCUGUGGAAUGUUGUUGAGCCCACUACGGACAGCACCAAGGUCUACAACGGUGGGGUGGACGCUGCCUCUACUCUGCUAGGUGCCAUCACCUCCUUCACGGCGGGCUAUGUGAAGAUCCGCUGGGCCCUGUGGGCAAAGCUGGUCAUCGGAGUUGUGACAGCAUUGCAGGCUGGGCUGGUCUUCCUCAUGUACCACACGAAGAGCAUCAGCCUGUGCUACGUGGCCUUCGUGCUCUUCCGCGGCUCCUACCAGUUCCUGGUGCCUAUCGCCACCAUGUCAGUUCCAGCUGCCUGCUGUGACCUUGAAGCUCAGCAAGGAGCCUUCCUAAGUGACAUAUUUUCUGCUCCUCCUGCUGAGGCCACUUGAGGACAAGGACUGGUCCUUGUGAAGAUUUUCCUCCCAGCCUCCCUGCCCUGUUUCCCAGGCCCUACGUGCUGCUGUGGUCCCAUCUUAGGUAGCCCCAUGGCCUUUCACACCCUCCUUCCCCACUGUGGGGAAUGGUGGCUCCUGGCCAAGGAUGACUGAGUGUGCCAGCUCACCUUCUGUCCAGGGUUCUCCUGAUGCCCUCCUACUACUUACACCCCUACAGACCUCCCCGCGCCUGCCCAGGGACAUCCUGAGAGCUGCUGCCCGUCUGGCCUGUGCUUUCCAGAACCUUUCCUGACCCUCGUUCUGCUUGUAUCUAAGACCCUCUCUGCUCCUUUGAGCCGACCUUUCACAAAGCUGCACACUCACAGCACACGCACUCACGCCACACGUGCUCACACCCCACAGAUACACAGGAGAGCCUACCUCCCUGCGCCUCCCACACCUAGCAGGUGUGUCUGCCACCACAGUCCCCCCAACUCCCCAUGUGGGGCACCUCCAGUCCCAUCCUCCUUCCAGUCACGCCCAUGUCAGAACAUCUGUCCUUACGUUCUCUUGAGCCGAGACAGUAGCCUCAGUCCCCUGACCCUCAGCGGUGCCCCCCGCAGUGGUGUGGUGGCCUGACUCCCCUGUGCCACCACCCACACUUGCAGCCUGCACCUGCCCUGGGUUCUGAGAGCCGGGACCAAACCCAGUGUCUUUCCUGCUCUGCUCCUCGGGGCCAAAGGCUGGCAGACACCCUGACCACACUCCUGCUAGAAGACAAGCUUCUCGUUUAGCUGUCCAAAAUGCAGGUGUAUUUGGUCUUCUUGGUGGCAGGCGAUGUCACGUGGCUAGUCCCCAGCUGAUGGGGAUGCCGUCUCCAGUACUUUGCUACGACAGCCAACACUGAGAUCAAUAUCCUCUCAACCUGCAUUUUUCUUUCCAAUUCCGGUCACGGCCUCAGAUGUUCCCAGAAAGAGCCUGGCUAGGUCAAAGGGCACGUGCACUAGCAAGGGGGUGUUGGUUGAUGCCGCAGAUGCUGCGGGGCAAGCGAGCUGCCCCUGGGACUUGGGGGCCAGCCUGCCUUUUCUCGGUGCAGCAGGGCUGGCUCCUCCCCGGAGUUAGCGGCCCCUUCAUCACUGUGGACUCUUUCUGCUGGGACUUCUUUUUUCCUUAUUGACCCGUAGUACACUUGCAUCCUCCAUGUGAUAGGAGCCUUCAAUCACGUGUGUUACGCUUUGCCUUUAACCCUACUUUCGGAGUUCACAGUGCACCACGUGAAACACUUGUGCCUAUGGCGUGGCGUGAACCGUGCUGGCGGGGCCGGACCCAGCUCCGGGUUGCCAGGAGUCCGUCUGUCCUCCAGGCAUUUGACUGACGUGGUCUCUUCUCUGUCUGUGUGCAGUCUGAGUCCUGUGGCUGCCCAUUCCGGUGUUUCGUGUGUUUCUCGCUCCCGGACCCCAGUCCGGCAGAAGGCCCUUGGCUCCCGGCGUUCUCUUUAAGGGCUUCUUGGGUGUCUUUGUUUGUUAUAUCUUCCAAACUUCAGAAUGGUUCUUAUGUAGUCAUUAUUAUUACUAUUAUUUUUAUCCUCACUCGAGGACAUUUU
Molecule: messenger RNA, 3186 nt
Organism: Phyllostomus discolor (pale spear-nosed bat)
Lineage: Eukaryota; Metazoa; Chordata; Mammalia; Chiroptera; Phyllostomidae
Gene: SLC19A1
Product: solute carrier family 19 member 1
Exons: 5
Coding region: 240-1598 (452 amino acids)
Biological process (GO): folate transmembrane transport
Cellular component (GO): basolateral plasma membrane; plasma membrane; apical plasma membrane
Molecular function (GO): folic acid binding; folate:monoatomic anion antiporter activity
Source: RefSeq, a predicted model, not a curated record